GAAUUUUACAAGAAGAUGAGCACGUGCGCUGCAGAGUCAGCCGGAGUUCAUUCUCUGCAGUUUCCCCCAAAUCCUCUUCUUCUCGCUCAUCGCCAUUUUCUCUCUCCUAAAUUUCACCGGAGUUCAUCUUCUCCGCUGCAUGAAUUUACACACAUCCAAUUGCAGAAUCGCAGAAUCGAUCAAAUGACGGGGCCUUCACUGAUGGACUCUCUCUUCCAGCGCUCCAUCGACGACCUAAUCAAGGCCCUCCGCCUCACCCCGCCGGGCACGGAGCCCGCCUUCAUCGCCAAAGCGAUCGAAGAGAUCCGCCGCGAGAUCAAAUCCACGGACCCGCAGACCAAGUCCUCCGCCCUCCAGAAACUCACCUACCUCCACUCUCUCCACGGCGUCGAUAUGUCGUGGGCCGCAUUCCACUCCGUCGAGCUCUCCUCCGCCGCCGCCCACUCCCACAAGCGCACCGCCUACGUCUCCGCCACCCUCUCCUUCAACCCCGCCACCACCGAUGUCAUACUUCUCCUCACUCACCAGCUGCGCAAGGAUCUCUCCUCGCCAAACGUUCACGAUGUGAGUCUCGCCCUCUCUACUCUCUCCUCCAUUUGUAACUCCGAUUUAGCGCGUGAUUUGACGCCCGAGCUGUUUACUUUGCUUAGUAGUAGUAAAAUUACCGUGAGAAAGAAAGCGAUCGCCACGGUUUUGAGGGUUUUCGAACAGUAUCCUGAUUCUGUGCGUGUUUGUUUUAAGAGAGUUGUAGAAAAUUUGGAGAAUUCAGAUUUAGGGAUUUUGUCCGCAGUUGUGGGGUUGUUUUGUGAGCUCACUGAGAAUGAGCCUAGAUCAUAUUUGCCAUUGGCGCCUGAAUUUUACAAGAUUUUGGUAGACUGUAAGAAUAAUUGGGUUCUGAUCAAAGUGCUAAAGAUAUUCGCGAAGUUGGCUCCUCUUGAGCCGAGGUUGGGUAAGCGAGUGGUGGAGCCUAUCUGUGAGCUUAUGAGGACGAUGGGAGCUAAGUCGUUGGUGUUUGAGUGUGUGAGGACGAUUUUGACUAGUUUGAGUGAGUACGAUUCAGCGGUGAAGCUAGCAGUGGGUAAGGUGCGGGAGUUUCUUUUAGAAGAUGAUCCGAAUCUUAAGUAUCUAGGCCUACAAGCGCUUGCUAUGGUUGCACAGAAAGAUAUUUUGGCAGUUGUGGAGAACAAGGAUUUGGUGGUGAAAGCCUUGAGUGAUUCCGAUGUAAAUAUUAGGCUUGAGGCCUUGAGGCUUGUCAUGUGUAUGGUCUCUGAGGAUAAUGUCAUGGAAAUUUGUAGGAUCUUGAUCAGCCAUGCGCUAAAAUCUGACCCGGAGUUCUGUAAUGAGAUCCUGGGAUUCAUCUUAUUGACUUGUGGUAGGAAUUAUUAUGAGGUGAUUUUUGAUUUCGAUUGGUAUGUGUUAUUUCUUGGGGAAAUGGCAAGGGUUCCACAUUGUCAGAAGGGAGGUGAGAUUGCAGUCCAGCUUAUUGAUAUUGGUAUGAGGGUUAAAGAUGCUAGAUCUCAGCUUGUUCACGUUUCUCGUGAGCUGGUGAUUGAUCCUGCAUUACUUGGAAAUCCAUUUAUGCAUCCAGUUCUUGCUGCUGCUGCCUGGGUUUCGGGAGAGUAUAUCAAGCUUUCAAAAAACCCGUUUGAAAUCAUGGAAGCACUGUUACAGCCACGGACUAGUCUCCUUAGUCCAUCUGUAAGAGCUGUAUAUAUACACUCUGCAUUUAAGGUGUUGAUGUUCUGUGUGUACUCGUAUCUCAAAUUAAGUGGAGAUGAUUCUUCAUUUCCCUCUACAUUGACCGAUUCAGAACUAGUAUCUGAUGUUGAACUGGAUGAUCAAAAUAUGAUUGCUACCAAUGGGCAGGCAUCAUCAGCUUCUUCAGUAACACAUCAUCUUACUCAAGAAUCUCUCUUGGCUCUAGUCAAUCUUGUAGAAAUUAAUUUGGGACCUUUAGCUGGGAGUAAUGAAGUAGAAGUGCUGGAGAGAUCUAGCAAUGUCCUUGGAUUAAUUAAAUUGAUAAAACCGAUGCUCCUUGGUUCUCUCGACAAUGGUGAAGGAGAUCAUACUAAUGGAGGUCUAAAAGCUUCUGAAACAGUAAAGCUGAUUUUCGAUUCAUGUUCAGAAGAUCUUGGUCCAGUCUCAGUUAAUGCACAAGAGAGGGUACCCAUACCUAAUGGGUUGGUGCUCAAGGAAAAUCUUGAUGAUUUGGAUGAAAUCUGUGGCGAUAUUAAGUUGCCAUUGUUAAAUUCAUUUUCGCUUGUCAGACCUCAAAUCGCAGAUGCCUCUAGUAAUUCAGAUUUCCAGGGUAAGGAAGAAUCCGAACCAUCAACUGAAUCAACAUCAUUACUUGCAGAGCAUCGGAAGAGGCACGGUUUAUAUUACCUUUCUCCAGGAAAUACAGUGGUAACAUCCAAUGACUACCCACCUGCUCAUGACCCCAAAGAUAAGGCUAUUGAUGAGGCUGAAGAUCUUGCAAAGUUAACGGAGAAAUCACUCGUCGCUGGGAAAAAGCCUAGUCAAUCCAAGCCUAGGCCCGUGGUUGUGAAGUUUGAUGAUGGGGAAGUAACUAAUGUGGCGACAAAUAGAACUGAGGUUAAGGCAGAUCUAAUAUCCGGUGCUGUGAAGAAAGUGCUUCUAGGCGAUGAAGCUACAACAUCAUCAUCAAGACGAAAGCCACCAAAAUCAAGAAGGGCGACUGGCGAGUCAAAUGUUGGCAUAACAGAGUCCAAAAGUGAUGCAAGUAAAAUUGAUCCAUCUGAGCACAGUAAAGCUGGUUUGGGAAGUAGCAAGCACCAUGGCCAUGGUAAAGAGAGGAAACAUCGAAGUUCAGCGAGGGAUAAAGAGCAUGAUCGCACAGACAAGCAAAAAAGUGAGAGCGGGCAUGGUAAGCACAGGUCGCGGCACAGAGCAGAUAAAGCAUUGGAAGCUCAAGCACCAGUCAUCCCUGAUUUUCUUUUGUAGCAAGGCCUUAAAGUAAUGUUACACCCCUUCCAGUCCAAAAUGUUAAGGCCAGUUGUUGUAAUUAACAUCCUUGUUUUUUUCCAUACUGGAUUUGGUUGUAGUAAAAAUUAAUUUUUUUGAUUUAAAUCACAAUGUGUAGCAAUUUUGAUCUUAGAAUGUGUAGAACCUGAAAUAUUUCACAUCUCUACUGGUAGGAACUGCUUGGUUUCUGAUUAUUUGUAUGAUUCAGAGUGAUGACUUGAAUGUUGGUUUAACAGUAA
This is a messenger RNA of Salvia miltiorrhiza (redroot sage), 3224 nucleotides long. RefSeq names its product AP-3 complex subunit delta. NCBI's taxonomy places the organism in Eukaryota, Viridiplantae, Streptophyta, Magnoliopsida, Lamiales, Lamiaceae. The transcript has a single exon. The coding region runs from base 16 to 2964 and encodes 982 amino acids. Gene Ontology annotation, biological process: Golgi to vacuole transport; protein targeting to vacuole. Gene Ontology annotation, cellular component: endosome membrane; AP-3 adaptor complex; membrane coat. The record is from RefSeq and is a predicted model, not a curated record.